Molecule: messenger RNA, 616 nt
Organism: Phytomonas sp. EM1
Lineage: Eukaryota; Euglenozoa; Kinetoplastea; Trypanosomatida; Trypanosomatidae
Source: the annotation of a GenBank genome assembly
GGAAUCUGUUUCUGUUUCAUAUUCUUCUUCAUAGUAUCAGUGAACCAUGGCUAGGAAUGGGGAUCGGAGAAUCAUACCCGUUCGGUCGUUUUGCACCCUCGCAUUUGUAGUUUUUUUGUGUUGCAGUUGCUUUAGUACACUUUGUUCUGCAGAUGUGCGUAAGAAUGAAUACCAACUGUUUAAGGGGGAUGUUACCACCAUGGAUGACGCUUAUCUGAAUCCCAUUUCACGCGGGGAUGGUUACGUACUUAUCAUCGUCGCUUUGCUAACAUUGUUUAUGCUGAUAUUUGGUGUGCUAGCUAUUUUUUGCUGCCGCAAACCGGACGUUCCAGUGCCUCACUACCGAUAUUGCUACCAAAGAUGACAUAUUAGAUAUGCCGUACCCUUUGCAGAAGAUACUAUAUCUAUCGAUCUAUCUAUAUAUAUCGGGAGUCUGUUUUUGUUGGUCUGUUUUUUCUUUCAUUGGCUCACUAGGCAAUAUAUAGAUCAUAAGAUGCUGUUUUUUGAAAUAUCAUCGAAUGUUGACUCGCUCGAAUAUUGCUGAGAUAGAUAACAAUGAAAGUAAAACGGCUUAUCCAUCCCUUCUCAAAUAUAUACACCUUAUCUUUACAUCCAU